AUGUACGCUCAAGAGAAGGAUGAAGAAAGAAAGGGCUGUUUGCUUGCUCAUGUCGAGGUCGGUAUUUCCUACGUACUACGGUACUACUACUACUACUACUACUACUACUACUACUACUACUACUACGACUACGACUACGACUACGACUACUACUUACUAGUCGUAAAAGAAUCAAAAACUGGGGUAGAGAGCGUAAUCAGAGACACCACCACUGCCUCUAGCUCUGUGGCGAUUGGCGAACUCUGCACUACCACGACCACGACACGACAUAGAUCUGUUUGCGUCAAUUGUUUCCUGUCGAUAUCCCCGGUCCCUCGUGUCCUUUCGUAUCGCCGGUGUUUCUCGCUGUCGCGCAAUUUUCCGCCCUUUUCAUCGGAAUCAGUCAAUCAAUCAAUCAAUCAAUCACGCAAUCCUAGUUUUUCCCGCCAGGUUCAAAAUCCUCCGGUUGAAUACCAUCUUCGAGCUGGUUCUGCAAUCCUUUUGAGACCACACGCAUCAUCUCGUCCACGCCUUCCUUCCGCCAAAUCCAUCUUCCUUUUUCACCACCAAUACCACCUCUCCCACGUUCGACCUCAAUCUCAACCGCAACUGAAACCCCUACUCCAUUCGUACUCCCUUCUACACAUACAUACGACAUUUUCACACCCACUCGCGCCUUCUCGACAGUCAUUCAAAAUGGCUUUCCAGUACGACCCAAAUCAGCAGCAGCCCCAGUUCCAACAGGAGAACAACGGUAACGGCGGCGGUAUGCAACAACAGCAAGGUCCUCCUCCUCCUCAGGGAAUGGCUCCUCCUCAACAGCAAGGUAUGCAACAAGGUAUGCAGCAAGGCGGCCAAGAGGGUACCUCACCUGCCCCGUUCGCUCAACAAGGUGGCAACCCAGACGGCUCCAGUGGCAGUGUCAGCGGUGAUGCCAAGACAACUCUCUGGAUGGGGGAGCUCGAGCCAUGGAUUGAUGAGAACUUUGUUCGCUCCGUCUGGUUUGGUAUGGGUGAGCAGGUCAACGUCAAGAUGAUUCGCGACAAGUUCUCUGGCAACGCCGGAUACUGUUUCAUCGACUUCUCUUCCCCUGCCGCCGCAGCGAAGGCUCUUUCGCUUAACGGCUCGAUGAUUCCCAAUACGGCCCGCCCCUUUAAGCUUAACUGGGCUUCUGGUGGUGGACUCGCAGAUAGACGCGAUGAUCGUGGCCCUGAGUACUCGAUCUUUGUCGGUGAUCUUGGCCCGGAGGUCAAUGAAUACGUCCUGGUGUCUCUGUUCCAGGCUCGCUUCCCAUCAUGCAAGUCCGCCAAGAUCAUGACCGACCCCAUUUCUGGCAUGUCUCGCGGCUACGGCUUCGUCCGUUUCGCCGACGAGGGUGAUCAACAACGUGCUUUGACCGAGAUGCAAGGCGUCUACUGUGGUAACCGUCCUAUGAGAAUCUCUACUGCCACACCUAAAAACAAGGCUGGUGGUGGUGGGCCAGCAGGUAUGCCUAUGCAACAAGGUGGUCCUAACAUGGGUCCCGGCAUGCCAGCCGCUCCUGGUAUGUACAGCAUGGGUGCUCCUCCCCCAAUGCAAUAUGGCGGUGGAUAUGGCCAACAGCAACCAAUGAACCAAUUCACCGACCCCAACAACACCACUGUUUUCGUCGGUGGUCUGUCUGGCUACGUUACCGAGGAUGAGCUUCGCUCCUUCUUCCAGGGCUUUGGUGAGAUCACCUACGUCAAGAUCCCUCCCGGAAAGGGUUGCGGUUUCGUCCAGUUCGUCCAACGCCACGCUGCCGAGAUGGCCAUCAAUCAAAUGCAGGGCUAUCCCAUCGGUAACUCUCGCGUCCGCCUUUCAUGGGGCCGCUCGCAAAACAACUCCGGACCCGCUGGUACUCCCUACCGUCCUGCUCCCCCUCCGCCUCAAUACUCGUCUAUGGGAAUGCCUCCAGCUCAUCCAUACGGUCAAUUCCAACCUCUCCAGUCAAUGCGCGAUGUCCAUGCUGAUGAGCCCACUUCAACUUCGACUCGCAACUUUCCAUCGGCUGUUACCUGGUCUUCUAACAAUCUUCGGCUCUGUCCCUCCGGUACUUCUCUCGAUAUUCUCUUCCCGCACAUCCGGCGUUCUGGUCGUUCCUACUUCAACAUCACAGUCAUGAUACGCGCAUCUGAUGCAAUUCCUUGGCAUGGUAUAGCGUACUUCUCUUGCGGAUACCCCCAUUGCGUGGACAUGAAGAGGAGGAUAGGAUACUCUGGCGUUUGCACUCUCCUGCUUUGUAUCUCGGUUCUUCUUCCAGGCUGGCCAUAUAAGCGAUGCGUUCUCCUGCGUUUGCGACCUGUUCUCCCUGCGGUUGGCCAUAUACGCGAUUCCCUCCCAUGCGCUACAACUCGGUCUUCUUCUCCGCCCUGGACAUAUUCGCGAUUCCCUCUCUUCCCUAUCCUCGGUUUCUACUUGGAGGAGGCUUGGCGUUAUUAG
Messenger RNA from Drepanopeziza brunnea f. sp. 'multigermtubi' MB_m1, 2439 nucleotides. The record is from RefSeq and is a predicted model, not a curated record. NCBI's taxonomy places the organism in Eukaryota, Fungi, Ascomycota, Leotiomycetes, Helotiales, Drepanopezizaceae.